GAAGUGUAGGAGGGUGAGAAAGCAAGCUAGCGAUAUCGGAGUCACAAAAAGUCAGUUUAACCGAGAGGUGUUUAAGCAAAUCAAAUCAGAUUUGUGUUUUUCAGUCGCGUUCAUCAGUUGCUAGCUGAAUAUUCCACUCUAAAAGGAGAGCUGAUAUUAACAGUGACCUAGCUAGCUACUUUUCAUCCAAACUUUACAAAAUAAAGUAGCUAGGAUAGCUUUCCUCCUUAUCCCUGGUUCUUGAAUUGUUGGAGCCAUGUCCACUGCAGGAGACUUCGGAAAUCCGCUGAGGAAAUUUAAAUUGGUAUUUCUGGGUGAACAGAGUGUUGGGAAGACUUCGUUGAUCACCAGGUUCAUGUACGACAGCUUUGACAACACCUACCAGGCUACAAUAGGAAUUGAUUUUUUGUCAAAAACGAUGUAUCUUGAAGACAGAACAGUGCGACUGCAGCUGUGGGACACAGCAGGACAGGAGCGGUUCAGGAGUCUGAUUCCUAGCUACAUACGUGACUCCACUGUGGCAGUGGUUGUCUAUGACAUCACAAAUGUAAACUCUUUCCAGCAAACCACAAAGUGGAUCGAUGAUGUCAGAACAGAGAGAGGAAGCGACGUCAUCAUCAUGCUGGUGGGCAACAAGACGGAUCUUGCAGACAAAAGACAGAUUACCACUGAGGAAGGAGAGCAGAGAGCGAAAGAGCUGAGUGUUCUGUUUAUCGAAACGAGCGCAAAGACAGGCUACAAUGUGAAACAGCUUUUCCGACGUGUUGCAGCCGCCCUGCCCGGGAUGGAGAGCACUCAGGACAAGAGCAGGGAAGACAUGAUUGACAUAAAACUGGAGAAGCCCCCAGAACAGCCAGUCAGCGAAGGAGGCUGCUCCUGUUAAUGCUGGGCUUAUAGCUCCAUCUCUCGCUCACCUUCACUCCACCUCCUCUCUUUCUCUCUUUCUCUCUGCUCUCUCUCUCUCUCUCUUUCAUCCAGCACCACUGCUUCUCUUCCACCCCCAUCAGCUACAGUGUCGGCAUCAGAUUACUGUUGCAGCCGGAAAGAAAAGAACACUAGUGUGUCUGUGUCCGUUGUUGUUUCGCUAACUCACUGAAAAGACCUUAAAGAUUUACAAGCACAAUGUGGAUGUGAAUGUUUUAUUUUUUUUUUUUUCCUGAUUGUUUGCUCUCUUUUUCUUUUUGGUGUACUUUCACC
This is a messenger RNA of Megalops cyprinoides (Indo-Pacific tarpon), 1197 nucleotides long. It is a transcript of the gene rab6a, whose product is annotated as RAB6A, member RAS oncogene family. Lineage: Eukaryota; Metazoa; Chordata; Actinopteri; Elopiformes; Megalopidae. Gene Ontology annotation, molecular function: GTPase activity; GTP binding. The record is from RefSeq and is a predicted model, not a curated record. The coding region runs from base 257 to 883 and encodes 208 amino acids. The transcript has 8 exons.